CAUGGGAAGAUCGGAUUGAUUUCGUGUAGAGCCUCAUAAACUCUCUCUUUUCCUGUAAGCUUGCACCUGUUAUGUCCAAGAUCUGGCACCUGCCUGACAAUUACUUUGAGUUCCAUAGGACCAGAGACCUAGGAUGAGGAGCACUGGCUUUGCCCUGAACCUGCUUUUGAUAUCCCCACUCUUCUUAGUGUGGACAGUGGUCGCCCUCGACCUAGGACAAACUCCUUGCACCACCCUGGUCCAGGGGAAAUUCUUUGGGUAUUUCUCCUCCUUUGCUGUCUUCCCAUUGAACUCUUCUCUGUGCUCUUGGAUUAUCCAGAACCCGGACCCCAGGAGGUACACCUUGUACAUGAAGGUCUUGAAACCCACUGGCCUAUGUGACCACCAGCCGAUACGCACCUACCAGUUCGACUCUUUCCUGGAGUCCACCCGCACUUACCUGGGUAUGGAGAGCUUCGACGACGUGCUAAAACUGUGUGACAGUUCCACUAGGUACUCCUUCCUCCAGUCCAACAAGCAGUUCCUCCAGAUGAAGCAGACCAUGUCCCCGGCAGAAGGUGGGCACGUGCGACGGAAGCCCACCAAGGCUCAGGAGCGGGACUUCUCCGUGGAGUACCUGGUGGUGGGCAAUAGGAGCCCUAGCAAAGCCGCCUGCCAGAUGCUCUGCGAGUGGCUGGACACCUGCCUGACCACCAGCAGCAGCUCCCACCCCUGUGGCAUCAUGCAGACUCCUUGCUCUUGCUCCGGAGGAGAGGUGCUGGAUCAGCCCAGUGAGAUGUUGGGGCUACCCAAGAAGAAGGAAGAUUGUUUUAAGGAUGGGAUUUAUUUGGAAAACUGCAUGAGCAGCCCGAAAGACAGCAGCCAGGUGGAGUUCCUGGGUGGCUGGAACCCUUGGUCCGCUUGGGGAGACUGUACUCGAGACUGUGGGGGUGGUCUCCAGACGCGCACCCGAACCUGCCGGCCCAUUCCCGAUGAAGGCCUUAUCUGCGAAGGAGUCCUGGAGGAAGGAAGACUGUGCAAUAGAAAAGCAUGCAAUACCAAUGGACGCUAUAAUUCCAGAAGCCAGUCGCUGAGGUCCACAGAUAACAGAAAGCGAGAGGAUGCUGACGAACUGCAGCAGUAUGGAUACCCCGCACCUCAAAUAGGUGACCCUGCAGCAGAGGAGUGGUCCCCGUGGAGCGUGUGUUCGACCACCUGCGGGGAGGGCUGGCAGACCAGGACCAGGUUCUGCGUGUCGUCUUCCUACAGCACGCAGUGCAGCGGCCCUCUCCGGGAGCAGAGACAGUGCAACAACUCCGCCGUCUGCCCAGUGCACGGCACUUGGGACGAGUGGUCUCCGUGGAGUCUGUGCUCCUCAACGUGUGGGCGGGGGUACAGGGAUCGAACCCGCACCUGCAAACCCCCUCAGUUUGGUGGAAACCCCUGCGAGGGACCUGAAAAACAAACUAAGUUCUGCAACAUUGCACUUUGCCCAGUGGAUGGGAACUGGAAUGAGUGGUCGAGCUGGAGUUCCUGUUCUACGACCUGCUCCAAUGGUACCCAGCAGCGGACCCGGGAGUGCAACGGACCAUCCUAUGGGGGAGCAGAGUGCCAGGGGCACUGGGUGGAGACCAGAGAUUGCUUCCUAAGGCAGUGUCCAGUGGACGGAAAGUGGCAGGCGUGGGGGCCGUGGGGGAGCUGUACGACCUCAUGCGGGGGCGGGACGCAGAGACGCGACCGUGUGUGCUACGGCCCCUUCUUCGGAGGAGACUCUUGUCAGGGGCCCAAGGAGGAGUAUAAACAGUGUAAUGACAAGAAGUGUCCCGAGCCCCAUGAAAUAUGCGAUGAAGAUAACUUUGCUUCCGUGGUGUGGAAGGAAACGCCUGCCGGAGACGCUGCGGCUGUCCGGUGUCCUCGCAAUGCCACUGGGUUGAUCCUGCGAAGAUGCACUUUAGAUGAAGAGGGGAUAGCGUACUGGGAGACUCCAACCUACAUCAAGUGUGUUUCCAUUGACUACAGGAAUAUACAGAUGAUGACAAGGGAGCAUCUCUCCAAAGCCCAGAGGGGGCUGAUGGGAGAAGGGGUAUCUGAAGUGCUCCAAAACCUCGUGGAGAUCUCCCAGGAUGGGACCAGCUACAGCGGGGACCUGCUGUCCACCAUCGACGUACUCAGGAAUAUGACCGAGAUCUUCCGUAGGGCAUAUUACAGCCCCGCUGCUGGGGAUGUACAGAACUUUGUCCAGAUCAUCAGCAACUUGCUGUCAGAGGAAAACCGGGACAAGUGGGAGGAAGCUCAGAUGAUGGGGCCGAAUGCUAAGGAGCUGUUCAGGCUUGUGGAGGAUUUCAUUGAUGUCAUUGGAUUUCGCAUGAAAGAUUUCCGGGAUUCCUACCAAGUGACAGACAAUCUAGUCCUCAGCAUCCACAAACUCCCCGCCAAUGCAGCCACUGACAUCAGCUUCCCCAUGAAAGGCUGGAGGGGCAUGGUGGACUGGGCCAGGACCUCCGAGGACAAGAUCACCAUCUCCAAGAGCAUCCUCUCUACGGGGCUGGCAGAGACAGAUGACUCGUCCGUCUUCGUGGUGGGCACCGUGCUGUACCGGAACCUGGGGAGCAUCCUCUCGCUCCAGAGGAACGCCACGGUACUGAACUCCAAAGUCAUCUCGGUGACUGUGAAGCCAUCUCCCCGCACUCUGCUCACGCCCCUGGAGAUCGAAUUCUCCCACCUGUACAAUGGAACCACCAACCAGACCUGCAUCCUGUGGGACGAAGCCGAUGUAUCCUCCUCCUCCUCCUCCUCCCAGCUUGGUGCCUGGUCCUGGCGCGGCUGCCGAACAGUCCCAGUCGAUUCCUUCCGAACUAAAUGCCUCUGUGAGAGACUCUCUACCUUCGCCAUCUUAGCCCAGCUCAGCUCAGACAUGAACAUGGAAAAAGUGCUGGUCCCUUCUGUCACAUUAAUCGUAGGCUGUGGAGUAUCUUCGCUGACGCUUUUGCUCUUGAUUAUCAUUUACGUCUCGGUCUGGAGCCUGAAUUUUUUAGCUUCCGAUUCCACCCGCUGGGUCUUGGUAUGCCUAUGCCUGGGGAGUGAGUCGAGAUACAUCCGCUCAGAACGCUCUGUCAUUCUCAUCAACUUCUGCCUGUCCAUCAUUUCCUCCAAUGCUCUCAUUCUGAUUGGACAAACCCAGACCCGGAAUAAGGUGAUAUGCACACUGGUGGCGGCUUUCCUGCAUUUCUUCUUCCUCUCCUCUUUCUGUUGGGUGCUGACAGAGGCCUGGCAAUCCUACAUGGCUGUGACGGGCAGGUUACGGAACCGCAUCAUUCGCAAGCGCUUCUUGUGUCUCGGAUGGGGGCUUCCUGCCUUGGUGGUUGCCAUUUCCGUGGGAUUUACGAAAGCCAAGGGCUACGGCACCGUCAACUACUGCUGGCUGUCAUUAGAAGGAGGCCUUCUCUACGCCUUCGUGGGACCAGCAGCUGCAGUCGUUUUGGUGAACAUGGUUAUUGGCAUUCUGGUUUUUAACAAACUUGUAUCCAAAGAUGGGAUAACAGAUAAGAAACUGAAGGAACGGGCAGGUCAGAUGGCAGUGCCUCUUUACGGCAUGACGCUCAAAUGUUCCAAGUGUGGAGUAGUUUCUUCUGCUGAAGUUUCGGCCACAGCCACCAGUAACGCCAUGGCGUCCCUUUGGAGCUCCUGCGUGGUCCUACCUCUGCUGGCGCUGACCUGGAUGUCUGCGGUUCUGGCAAUCACGGAUCGGCGGUCGGCGCUCUUCCAGAUCCUCUUCGCUGUCUUUGACUCCCUGGAGGGCUUUGUCAUUGUGAUGGUUCAUUGCAUCCUGAGACGAGAGGUCCAGGAUGCAGUGAAGUGCCGAGUAGUGGACCGUCAAGAAGAGGGCAACGGAGACUCGGGGGGGUCGUUUCAGAACGGACAUGCUCAGCUAAUGACCGAUUUUGAGAAGGAUGUGGAUAUGGCUUGUAGAUCAGGUGAGCACAUCACAGUGCUGAAUAAAGACAUCACCACGUGCAGGACCUCGGCCAUCACGGGCACGCUGAAGCGCCCGUCGCUGCAGGAUGAGGAGAAGCUGAAGCUCCAUCACCAGAAGGGGUCCUCGAACUUUAACAGUCUUCCAGCCAACGUCUCUAAGAUGCACCUCCAGGGCUCCCCGCACUACCUGGGGGCCAUCAACCUGAAUGAGUUCAGCAACCACACGCUCACUCUGAAGAAGGAGAAGAACCAGCCGCCCAAGUCUAUCUACAUCUGCGAUGGGGACAUCUUCAAGAAGCUGGACUCUGAGCUCUCCCGAGCGCAGGAGCAAUCCCUGGACACCAGCUACGUCAUCUUGCCCAGCAACAGUGCCUCCACCCUGCGGGCCAAGCCACCCAAGGACGAUGGCAAAUACAGCAUCAACAUAGACCAGAUGCCCCAAACCCGGCUCAUCCACCUCAGCAUGGCAACCGACCCGGGCUUCAUCGUCAAGAGCCCGCCCAGGGAGCCCAUGGCUAUGACAUGCACCGAGGUGCAGGGCUCCCCCAUGCUGCAGCAGCAGCAGCAGAACAUCUGCAGCGAGUCGCAGAUGCCCAACAGCCUGUGCGACCCGGGCGACUCAGGGAACUUGGGCAUGGUGCCCAAGAGCGAGACAGUCUCCACCCUCUCCAUGAGCUCCUUGGAGAGACGGAAAUCCCGGUACGCAGAGCUAGAUUUUGAGAAAAUCAUGCACACGAGAAAGCGUCACCAGGACAUGUUCCAGGACCUGAACAGGAAGCUGCAGCAUGCGGAGAAGGAGAAGGAGUCUCCGACAACGGAAAGCAAGCAAGAAAAACAGCAGACACCAAACAAGAGACCCUGGGAAGGAAUCAGGAAGGUCCACUCGCCACCAUCAUGGGUUAAAAAGGACAUGGAACCUUUACCACAAUCUCCCUUAGAACUAAAAACUGUAGAGUGGGAGAAAACAGGUGCCACCAUCCCUCUGGUGGGACAAGACAUUAUUGACCUGCAGACGGAGGUCUGAGCAGAAAGGAAAAAAGGGACUUUUUUUUUCUGGAAAAACAAACGAAACAAACAAAAUUUUAAAAGAUGAUUAAAUUCAAUUGAAAGCGAGUGAGGAAGAGUGUUUGGUUUCUUUUGAAACCUUUGGUAAAAAGAAGUAACUUUUGUAUUGUUCUCAGCAGAGAGGGGGAAUAUUACUUUAUAGAACUUAGUAGCAGUAGGUACAGAACAACGCGAUCUUCCCUGGGUAGGCCCAAAGAGGACAUGAGCCUGUAAAAGUAAAAGAAGGGGGGAUGGGUGGGGAGGGUGGGGAACAAAGUCAACACGACACUUUAGUGGCGAGAGGAUGACGAGGAGCCAUCGCCAGUAUGUUGAGUCUUCCUGCUCUGGAACUGGGAGCAACGAAAGGGCACUGGGAGCAAAUAUGGUGGCAGAAGGGCCAAGAGGAUUGGGGUUGUCUUGGGGGUACAAGGAGCAGGGAUUAAUUCAGUGGGAACCCAGCCAGGAUGCUGGCUGGCCAAAGGCUCCAGGGGAAAGCUCAGCAUUGGCUGGUCUAUGAUGUCCCAUUGCAUGGCGAUGGGAGUGAGAGAGACAUAUCCUGCUCACUUCUGUCCCCCCGGCCCAGCUUUUUGGAAAAAAAGGGAACUGGAGUUACCAAGCUGUUGCAUCCUGUGAUCAAGAAGACCACCGCACUCCAAUCUGAAAAAUUAGGUUCUCAGCCAUGGAUCUACACAAGCCAGCUCAGAGGAUGCUGUUGGGGAGAGGCCAGAUAUAGUGGUUGCAGCAUAUGGCUAGCAAGAGUGGCAUGGUGGGUAUUUCCCCCCGUCCCUCUGCAGAGGACUUCCUGAACUCUCUGAAGAGCGGGACAUGCAGAGUGGGAAGAGACCUUGUCUUAAGACAACAACAAACCCAUUCAUGUCGUCUCCAGAUAGAGACGUUAAAAAACCAACAAAAGAAUGUAGAUCAUUUCAUUGACUGUUAAAAAAACAAAGAGAUAAACUCAACGCGAACCUUGCUUAAAGGUUCACAUGGCCUCAUUGUCUUUUCCUUUUUUUGUUUUGUUUUGUUUUGAGACUCGACCUAUUUCCAGCCACCUCCCCUGGAAGCCACAGUGACCUGUUUAUGUACCUGGAGACGUUCAGUAUACGGAGAAUAUUGCCGUAGGACAUUGAGACAAACUGAUAAAUGAGUAACAUACACUUGGAAAAAAAUCUAUUUUUUCUUCUUCUUUUCUUUUCUUCAAUAAAAACAGAACUUGAAACCCGAGACCUUUCCUUUCUUUGGCUCUUGUCAUUUCAAAUAUCUUUCCGUAGCUUGGUUCCAUGCACAUGCGGGGCAAGGAUGUCACUUUCCAAAUGUUGAGUGGGAGUCCCCUGUGGAAAGAUUGGGAUGGUGAGGAACACUCAGGCCCUUGUGUGCAGUAGGUUGGAAUGUUCUGUUUUAUUGUAUUCAAGUCACUGGCUGGUUAUUCUCCUUACACUCCACCCUGUCUUCACUACUUCACAGAGCUGGGAAACAGGUUUCUGGUGCUAGUGGAAGGAAAGGAAAAGGGUAGAGCUGGACACAAAACGGGGACAUUUUUUCAUCAAAAAUUGUGCAUUAAUGUAUUUUUCAUGAAAAAUGUUCCUCAUUUUUUUCAUGAAAAAAGUUCAACAACAUUUUUACACACAAAAAAGUCAAAUGGUUUUUGCACAAAACAUUUUUGUCCCCCCAGAAAGUUGUCCAAAUGUUUUCAUCUGAACAUUUGAAACAAAAUAAUUUCCAUCAGCAUUUUUCCAUGAUCAAAUGUUGUUGUUUUAUUAUGAAAGACUUUAAUCAGAAGUCCUCACGUAACAUAAUUUUCACCAAUUCUUUUUCACCACAACAUGUGUUUCACCAAAAAUUUUCAUCUCACUUUUGAUCAAUUUCCACCAGCUCUAGAAAUGGCUAUCGCUAAGCACCUAAUUGUGAAACAUCACAUUGAGCCCAAACAGGAGCUAAUCUAGAUCAGGGUUUGAUUUAUGUGUGUGUGUGUGUGUGUGUUUCUUUUUUUAGGAAAAAGCUAAAGACGGGAACAAAAUUUAAAACAAUCAAUGAAAUCAAAUUGUGCUCCCCCCGCCGACAGCGGUUGCUUGAUAUGCAAGCAUUUUUUAAAUUUAAUUUCAGGUCACACAGUUUAGUUUUUUUUAAAGUAUAAUGGCAUUUAUCUUGUCAUUAGCUGUAUAAUAUUAAAAAUAAAAUAAAAUUUUAAAAAAAUUAGAAAAUCCAAAUAGUAAAAAAAAAAAAUUACUUAUAAAAACUGUGAUGUAAUUGUCAGAUUUUAGAUUAUUCUAUGAAACAGGAAAGCACAAAGGCCUCUCAUAAAUGCCGGGUUGUAGAAUAUUGUAAUUAUUAUAAUUACACAUAAUGAAUUUUAGCAUACAAAUAUCUUUCUACUGUGUUUUAAUUCUUUUUUCCCCUUCGCUACCCAACCAAUCUCCCCUCCCUCCUUCUUCCAAACCUUUCCCACCUGCUCCUCUCAUUCCAGCCAAGCUGCAGGACAUUAACAGUGUUAUGUAAUUACAGAGAUAAAUGUUUGUUUAAUAACUGUUGAUAUUCUACUUUUUCUGCUGAGUUUCUCUGGUUAAUACUGUUUUCUCCUCACCCUUCUCUGCCCCUCCCAUUUUCACCUCCCUUAUUUCUGUGUUCGUCAGUUUUUUCUGUACAGUUUUCAGAGCACAAAUGAAUGUGUCUUAUUUCUAAUAAAAAACGUGUAAACUCUA
This is a messenger RNA of Malaclemys terrapin pileata, 7697 nucleotides long. RefSeq names its product adhesion G protein-coupled receptor B1 (gene ADGRB1). The transcript has 32 exons. Gene Ontology annotation, cellular component: postsynaptic density; dendrite; plasma membrane. Lineage: Eukaryota; Metazoa; Chordata; Testudines; Emydidae. Gene Ontology annotation, molecular function: G protein-coupled receptor activity. Bases 134 to 4978 code for a protein of 1614 amino acids. The record is from RefSeq and is a predicted model, not a curated record. Gene Ontology annotation, biological process: adenylate cyclase-activating G protein-coupled receptor signaling pathway; cell surface receptor signaling pathway; negative regulation of angiogenesis.